This is a messenger RNA of Fomitopsis serialis, 1652 nucleotides long. RefSeq lists its product as uncharacterized. The transcript is spliced from 3 exons. The record is from RefSeq and is a predicted model, not a curated record. The coding region runs from base 227 to 1435 and encodes 402 amino acids. NCBI's taxonomy places the organism in Eukaryota, Fungi, Basidiomycota, Agaricomycetes, Polyporales, Fomitopsidaceae.
UACAUGACAGUAUUAGACGGAUCAAACUGGUCAGAGUGCCAGUGCGCCACUCUGUGGACAGGGUCGUAGGAGUGCACCCCAGUACAUGGCAAGCAAUUAAUGGUACCAGGCGAUUGUCGAGCCCGAGAGCAUCGCAAUCCAAUGACCAGUAUAGAUCGCUGCUGCGCUUACCGAGUGGAAGCACUCACCCAAGCUGAUGUGUUGGAGCAAUCGUUAAUCAUGGAAGAUGGGAAUGCUAGGGAACAUCACGCACCACUAUCAAGGACGAUUCCUCCUCAAUGCUUGUCGACGAGAAGUCUUGUACGCGGGACGAGCAUCGGGCCGCUCUGGCUCACGGCGACGUAUAAAGGGGCGAGGGGGUGCGCCGUCAUCCCUCAGCUCAUUCGUCUUCUUCGAGCUCAACGGCAAGGGUGCAGGCCGCCCUAGUUUUUCUUGUAACGACUCACGACCUUUCCGCCUUUACGCAACUGUACCUUCCUUCCUUCCCGACGACAGCAUGCGUUACUCCACCCUCGCGCAAGCCGCAAUCAUCGCAGUAGUUGCUGCGCCCGUGCUUGCCCUUCCAGUCGAGAUUCGCUCUUUCGAGCCCGAGAAUGCAGCUCUCAUCGAACGUGAACUCCUGAACGACGUCGUGGAGCGGGCUGACUACGACGACCUCAUCGCGCGGGACCACCAGAAGCACAUGCGCCCUAAACGACCGAGACCCACUCCCCCUCCACAGCCGACGGGCCCUGCACAGCGCCGCCGUGAGGACGGGGAACUCCUAUACGAGCGGGAGUACGACAACGACCUGGUCGCUCGGAGUCAUCAGGGACAGCCGCAGAAGCCUCCGGGCCAUCCUCACCCUCGCAUCGACCGCCCAAAUCUCAAAUUGAUCAUUCCACCGCACCCCCCGGCAGAGCCCAAGUCUCCCAAGAAUCCUACUCCAAAGGCGCCGACUACCCCUCACCUGCGCACUCGUGAGGACGACGAGUUCCUGUACGAGCGGGAGUUCGACGAGCUCGCCGAGCGCGAGUAUGUCGACGACCUCAUCGCGCGAGGCCAUCAGAUUCAGAAGCGGAUGGGCCCUAAACGGCCGAGACCCACUGCCACUCCAUCGCCCGGUCCUAAACGGCCGAAACCUAAUCCUCCUCCACACCGCCGCGAGGACGGGGAACUCCUGUACGGGCGGGAAUACGACAACGACCUGGUCGCUCGGAGUCAUCAGGGACAGCCGCAGGAGCCUUCGGACCCUACUCGCACUCGCAAGCCUUCCUUUGACCGCCCGAAGCCAAGGAUCAGAUUGAUUCCAUCGCAGGCCCCGGCGAGACCCAAGACUCCUCCUCCACAGGCGCCGACUACCAGUCACCCGCACACUCGUGAGGACGGCGAGUUCCUGUACGAGCGCGAGUACGACGACGAGCUGUUCGUUCGGGAGAUCGACGAGCUCAACUGAGCGACGACUUGGUCUCGAAUGGUGUGGUGUGGGAUUGUAACGUUGUGCUAGGAUAGGUAUGUAGUUACAAUUGCGUUUGCACACGAUCAGUACUGUGUAGCGAUGAUUCAAUGCCAGUUGUUGUUACGACCACGUUCCUGGGCUGGAGAUGGACGGACACAUCUCACUGCAAGAAUCAUCAUUUCGCCGGGCAAAAAAGGUCUAUGAGUCUCCCACG